Molecule: messenger RNA, 3419 nt
Organism: Amphibalanus amphitrite
Lineage: Eukaryota; Metazoa; Arthropoda; Thecostraca; Balanomorpha; Balanidae
Product: proclotting enzyme-like
Exons: 9
Coding region: 432-1994 (520 amino acids)
Biological process (GO): proteolysis
Molecular function (GO): serine-type endopeptidase activity
Source: RefSeq, a predicted model, not a curated record
GGUCACCACGCAGCCACCAGUCGGCACGGAGGAGGCACGGCUCACGGGCGGUGACAGGAGCUCCGGUCAGAGCUCGCUGUCCCCCACAGUCGCCCCCAGUGACCCGCGGUCAGCUCCAGUGAGCAGCUACAGUAGCCCACAGCAGUGGGACCUGUGUCCGAGAGAGUGAGAGGGGAGAGAGUGAUUGGUCAACAGUGAGAAGAGUGGAGCUGCCGUCAACAGUCGGCGGCCUCUGUGACCUCUCGUCUAUCACAGCGUCAACAGUGUCUCCAGUCACGUGGUCUCGCUGUCUCGCGCGGCGCCAGUACUGGCCGAGUCACGUGCUCUGACUGACUGACGCGCCAAACUCGAGUAGGCGCAGGGAAAGUUGGCGCCGCCGGCCUGCGUUCUGCACACACCGCCUCCUCCUCUGACUCAGACACUCGCCAGAUAUGAAGCCAAGAAGAUUGAUACAGUGUGCGAUUGGCAUUUUGCUGCUCACUGUCUGCUCAACCGCCUCGGCAGAAAAAGAUGCCGCCUCAACAGACUCGGACUCGGGAGGUCGCGACCGCUCAGGGGACUCGCGCGGCCUCUUCAAGGAGCUGGUGAAGGGCGCCCUGGUGCUGGCCGGUAACAGCGUGCUGGGCCCGAACGUGACCAGCGCGCUGCGGCCGCUGGCCAGCCCGCUGGUGGACCGACUGCUGCCGGAGGACGGCCUGGGCGGCCUGGGCGGGCCAUCCCAGCCGCUGGACCCCGCGUUCGGCCAGCAGUCGGGGGCUGCUGCCGCGACGGCCGUGCAGCCGGUGGCGCAGACGGCGGCGGCCCAGCAGAACAGCGGCCAGCCGGCGCCCAGCUGCACCACGCCCCAGCUGACCAGCGGAGAGUGCCGAGACCUCAGCGCCUGUCCGCAGAUGCUGCUUGACCUGGGCAACCUGCGCAACAGCAUCUGCUUCCAGUCGCUGUUUGUGCCCGGCGUCUGCUGUCCCAGCACGGGCUCAUCAUCCAGCGGCGUCCAGACGGCGGUGGCGCAGCGGCCGGUCCGGCCUGCUCCGGUGCCCACCCGGCCGUCGUUCGGCGGCUCUCUGGGCCAGGGUCUGGGCCAGGGCCUGGGCCCGCAGAGGCCCCAGAGGCCGCAGCCGCCGCGCCCGCUGCCCCCCAUCGCCGGCCGGCCCCCGCCGGUGUCCCGUCCGCCGCCAGUCAGCAUCCCCGGCGUACCCGUAACACCGCAGCGGCGCUUCCCCUGCGGAGUGCCGCAGUCCCCCCAGUUCCGUGUGGUGGGAGGCGACGUGUCCCGUCCGGGCCAGUGGCCCUGGAUGGCCGCCAUCUACCUGCACGGAAAGGGUCGCAAGGAGUACUGGUGCGGCGGAUCGCUCAUCUCCAGCCAGUACAUCAUGACGGCCGCCCACUGCACCAAGGACUCCAAGGGAAAGAGCUUCCACCCUCGUCAGUUCACGGUCCGCCUGGGCGACACGGACCUCUCCACACAAUCGGAGGCCUCGGCCACCGUCACGUACCGCGUGUCCGAGUACACGGCACACCCCGACUUCAAGUUGAACGGCUACUACAACGACAUAGCGCUGUUCAAGCUGGACCGGCCGGUGGACUUUAAUGAGUUCACCAUCCCCAUCUGCCUGCCGGAAGAGUACGAGGGCGCCGCGCUCGACUCGCUGGUCGGCAGGACGUCCCACGUCAUCGGCUGGGGCGUCACCACAUACGGCGGUAAGGAGUCGCCUCAGCUGCGCAGUGCAGAGCUGCCCAUCUGGACCCAGCAGAGCUGCGACGAGGCCUACUUCCAGCCCAUCCAAGAGAUGUUCAUCUGCGCGGGCUACGACGACGGCAGGAAGGACGCCUGUCAGGGCGACUCUGGCGGCCCCCUCGUCUACUACGAGCGCGGACGCUACAUGCAGCUGGGCAUCGUCUCCUUCGGAAACCGGUGCGCCCAGGCCGGCUACCCAGGCGUCUAUACGCGAGUCACCAACUUCCUGCCUUGGAUCCGACAGAACCUGCGAGUGUGAUCGUGUGGGGUCGUAGGACCUUCGGGUGUGACUGAGAGAGACCACAGAACCUCCGAGUGUGACCGAGAGGGACCACAGGACCUCCGAGUGUGACCAGGCGGACCAUAGGACCUCAGGGUGUGACUGAGUGGGACCACAGGACCUCCAGGUCGGACCGGACGGGACCACAGGACCUCAGAGACUGACCGGGACCGGCGGCCGAUGGCCAGUCGCGGUCGAUACAACAGUGUACUUACCACUGGCUGAGGGACUUUGCGCGGCGCCUGCGCCGAAUGCGACCCACUUCUGCUGGCUAAAGACGUCUGUGUGCAGUGAAAGGGUAGUGACUCAUGCCUACGUAUUUACUCAAUCGCUGGUGCCGUUGGGUGUCGAUAAAUUUCGACAAGGUGCUACUUGUAGAAGACUUCGAGCUGUGACUGUCAUCAGUGCAACCUCAAGUUUGCAGCCGGGUGGUUUCCGCCUUCCACGCGCAUCCCUUGAGUUCAGAUUCCAAGCUCAUCACUCAUGACCCUGACCUUGUCGGAUCGCGGUCAGGUCCAGGUCCGUGCUCACUGUGCAGCGCGGCUCAGCAGGGAAGGCAUGGGUGUCGCUUUGUAUAGGCAUGGUAGGGCCCGAGCCCUACCAAUAAUUUUGGAAAUUUAACAUUAUGCCUAUGGCGUUGCGUGGAAAGAAUCGCUUUGAAUUGGCAAAAAUUUACAUUAGAGCCCUACCAAUAAUUUUCGGAAAGUGUCGCCCCUGAGGGAAGGGGAGGUGCAGGACAGAAGGUGUCUCCUCAACUGAAAAACGGUCGGCCGACGAGUGAGUGUUCGAUCGAGCCGGUGAGUGAGACGGUCGAUCGCGCCUCAAUCGCGAUUCGCUGUUGCCACCGCCGCCGCUACCGCCGCCGCCGGCCGGCCUCAGUGAAAGUGCUGCUCGUUGCCCGUGGGUCCUCCGGCCGGGCCGUGCGCGGCUCGCUGGCACGGCCCGACCACGGCGCGGCUUGUGCCGGCCUCCCGGACCGCCGGCGGCCUCCCGGCGAAACAGAAAGCCGCCCAGGCGUGGGCGACCGCGGACGGGCGGCACACGCCACACUGACGUGCGAAUCGCCCGCCGCUCGAGAGGUGCUCGGCGCCCAAAGUGAAACUGUUUUUUAUGCUUUUGGUGAUGUCUGAGCAUUAAGUGACACAGCCACGUUGCUAAUGUUUUAAAUGUUAUAAAAUGUGGAUUUUGCGAGUGUUUGCUGUUUGCGGUAACAAUCAGGGUCGCAAUGCCAUGUGUAUGUUGUUUGGCAUCAUAUGCUCAUUACCCAGUAGCUAACAUGCGUCCCAAGGUACUCAAUUGUUACCGAUCAUUUGAUAUGUAAUACACGUUACAUAAACGACGUGACUGAUACUUUGAAAGUUCCUUAUAAUAUGCCAAUUUAAAGGCAAUACUAUCGGUGUGAUA